Arvicanthis niloticus (Nile rat) is the source of this 7475-nucleotide messenger RNA. RefSeq names its product dynamin 3 (gene Dnm3). Gene Ontology annotation, cellular component: microtubule; synapse; cytoplasm. Gene Ontology annotation, biological process: synaptic vesicle budding from presynaptic endocytic zone membrane; receptor internalization. Gene Ontology annotation, molecular function: GTPase activity; microtubule binding; GTP binding. The record is from RefSeq and is a predicted model, not a curated record. Lineage: Eukaryota; Metazoa; Chordata; Mammalia; Rodentia; Muridae.
GCAGGGAUCGGACAGCGGUGCGGGGACUUAGCCGUGUGAGCCCCGCGCAGCGACAACCGGGACAAGUGCUGCGAGGCCCGGGCUGCCUGCCAGGUCACAGAGUCGAGCGGGGACCUGUGGGGUAGUUGGCCGCACAAGCAAGAUGGGGAACCGGGAGAUGGAAGAGCUGAUCCCUCUGGUGAACCGUCUGCAGGACGCUUUCUCGGCUCUGGGACAGAGCUGUCUGCUGGAGCUGCCGCAGAUCGCCGUGGUGGGCGGCCAGAGCGCCGGGAAGAGCUCAGUGCUCGAGAACUUCGUGGGCAGGGACUUCCUUCCUCGAGGCUCAGGCAUUGUAACCAGAAGACCUCUUGUACUCCAGCUUGUCACCUCUAAAGCAGAAUAUGCGGAGUUUCUACAUUGCAAAGGAAAAAAAUUUACAGAUUUCGAUGAAGUUCGCCAUGAGAUUGAGGCAGAAACGGACCGAGUGACGGGAAUGAAUAAAGGCAUCUCUUCUAUACCCAUUAACCUCCGAGUCUACUCUCCCCACGUGUUAAAUCUAACCCUAAUCGACCUACCUGGAAUAACGAAAGUGCCCGUGGGAGACCAGCCGCCAGAUAUUGAGUAUCAGAUCAGAGAUAUGAUUAUGCAGUUCAUCACGAGGGAGAACUGUCUGAUUUUGGCUGUCACACCAGCCAACACCGAUCUCGCGAACUCAGAUGCACUGAAGCUAGCCAAAGAAGUUGAUCCUCAAGGUCUGAGGACCAUUGGCGUCAUCACCAAGCUGGAUCUCAUGGAUGAAGGAACGGAUGCCAGGGAUGUGCUAGAGAACAAGCUGCUGCCUCUUCGCAGGGGCUACGUGGGGGUGGUCAACAGAAGCCAGAAGGACAUAGAUGGAAAGAAAGACAUCAAGGCGGCUAUGCUGGCAGAAAGGAAAUUUUUUCUUUCUCACCCGGCGUAUAGACACAUUGCUGAUCGUAUGGGGACCCCUCACCUCCAGAAGGUCCUGAAUCAGCAACUUACCAACCAUAUCCGAGACACCCUACCCAACUUCAGGAACAAGCUACAGGGGCAGUUGCUCUCCAUAGAACACGAAGUAGAAGCCUUCAAAAACUUCAAGCCAGAAGACCCCACAAGGAAGACCAAAGCGCUGCUGCAGAUGGUCCAACAGUUCGCUGUAGACUUUGAGAAGAGAAUCGAAGGGUCGGGGGAUCAAGUAGACACGUUAGAGCUCUCUGGCGGUGCUAAGAUCAAUCGCAUUUUCCACGAACGCUUUCCUUUUGAGAUAGUGAAGAUGGAGUUCAAUGAGAAAGAACUGAGGAGAGAAAUAAGCUAUGCAAUCAAAAACAUACAUGGGAUCAGGACAGGGCUGUUUACCCCAGACAUGGCAUUUGAGGCAAUAGUCAAGAAGCAGAUAGUUAAGCUGAAAGGGCCUUCCCUGAAGAGUGUGGACCUGGUAAUGCAGGAACUAAUCAACACUGUGAAGAAGUGUACCAAGCGACUGGCAAACUUCCCCAGACUUUGUGAAGAAACAGAAAGGAUUGUUGCUAACCACAUCCGUGAGCGAGAAGGGAGGACAAAGGACCAGGUCCUGCUAUUGAUUGACAUUCAAGUCUCUUACAUUAACACCAAUCAUGAGGACUUCAUCGGCUUUGCAAAUGCUCAGCAGAGGAGCAGUCAGGUUCACAAGAAAAGCACAAUUGGAAACCAGGGAACCAAUCUUCCGCCUUCAAGGCAAAUUGUGAUUCGUAAGGGCUGGCUGACCGUCAGUAACAUUGGCAUCAUGAAAGGAGGCUCGAAGGGCUACUGGUUUGUCCUCACUGCAGAAAGCUUGUCCUGGUACAAAGACGAUGAGGAGAAAGAGAAGAAAUACAUGCUUCCACUGGACAACCUGAAAGUCCGGGAUGUGGAGAAGGGCUUCAUGUCCAGCAAACAUGUCUUUGCACUCUUCAACACAGAACAAAGGAAUGUAUACAAAGACUAUCGUUUCCUGGAGCUGGCCUGUGAUUCCCAGGAAGACGUUGACAGCUGGAAAGCAUCUCUGCUCAGAGCUGGGGUCUAUCCAGACAAAUCUUUAACUGAAAAUGAUGAAAAUGGACAAGCAGAAAACUUUUCCAUGGACCCACAGUUGGAGAGGCAAGUGGAGACCAUACGAAACCUAGUGGACUCCUACAUGUCAAUAAUCAACAAAUGCAUCCGAGACCUAAUUCCAAAAACAAUAAUGCAUCUUAUGAUCAAUAACGUUAAAGACUUCAUCAACUCUGAACUCCUAGCGCAGCUCUACUCUUCUGAGGACCAGAACACUCUGAUGGAAGAGUCCGCGGAGCAGGCUCAGCGCCGGGAUGAGAUGCUCCGAAUGUACCAAGCCCUGAAAGAAGCCCUUGCGAUCAUCGGUGACAUCAACACGGCCACUGUGUCCACCCCAGCCCCACCUCCAGUAGAUGACUCCUGGCUCCAGCAUUCCAGAAGGUCGCCUCCACCAAGCCCCACCACCCAAAGAAGGCUGACUCUAAGUGCGCCCCUCACGAGGCCCACAUCCGGCCGUGGACCAGCUCCCGCUAUUCCCUCUCCAGGCCCCCACUCGGGGGCUCCCCCAGUCCCAUUCCGUCCUGGCCCAUUACCUCCUUUUCCCAACAGCAGUGACUCCUUUGGAACCCCUCCGCAAGUUCCGUCCAGGCCCACCAGGGCACCCCCCAGUGUUCCAAGCCGGAGGCCACCCCCAUCACCAACUCGCCCCACUAUAAUCCGUCCGCUAGAAUCCUCACUGUUAGACUAAACGAAGUGUCCGGCAUGGCAAUUAACCACUAAUGAUUUAUGCAAACGCAGCACAUUCGGUAACCUUUGCAGCCAUGAGUAGUCGCAUGUAUGGACCUCCAUAGGCAAGUAGCCAGUCUCACUAACGUGUACACCACUCAUCUUCAUUGCUCAUGGUAUGUCAGACCUUUGGGGUUUGAUUCUGAAAACCUGCACCCCUGUAGAGAGGCUUAAUAUGUUGUAUUGACCAAGGUAGUUUUAUAUAGCAGUUUUAUAUACUUUGGUACCACUUAUCUAACCAACAUAUGUGGGAAGUUGCUUUGGAGGAGUUUUCUAAGAUGUCUACAGAGAAGCUUGUGAUGCUUCUUAACAGAUACAAGAGUGUGAGCUUGGAACCACACCGACUUUUCCCACAUUCUGUUUAGGGCAGCAGAAACUCUGCUGUCCGAUAAUUAAAGCCACCACUCAGUCUGCAGCUGCUUAUUUAGGCUUCUUUCCCUCCUUAUUUCAUAGGACUGCUAAAAAAGCGAGGUUUAGGAUUGCUUAAGAUGGAAGCUUUUCAGGAGCGUGAGGCAGUGUGCAAAGGGAAAGUCUCCAGGGUUUGCCCUGGGGAGCUUCUCCUAGUGCCUGUGUGUUUUGCUUCAUGCUAGAAACACAAGCAACAUCAAGGCAAAGCUUGGGUGGGGGGGGGUGGUAAUCAGUUGAUAGAUUUGGCUACUUUAAGAGUUCAAAGAAGAAGCAAAAGUAAAUUACCAUUCUAAAAGUGUUUGAGAAAAAAGAAUUUAUUAUCUUAUUAUUUACCCCUUGUGGGCUAUGAUGAAGGCUGACACUGAAAGUGUUUAAUUUUCCAAUUGAUUGUGGGGCAUGGGUAACUAACUUCAUUUGGUUAUUAUGAUUAUUAUUUUGGCUGGAGAAAAUUUAAAUCUAUGCUAGCACAUGAUUUCUAUGGUUUACAUAUAAAUGAUUAUACAAAAAUCCUUUUAAAAUGACUUUAAUGUCUCUACCCAUUCCAGACUCUCUUAAAUCUUGCAAUUUACUCUGACACAAUUGCAUGGGAAGUGUGGCCCCUGGUAUGGUGGGAAGGCAAUCUAUCAGAGAUGCCAUGAUUUAAGAGCACAGCUCACAUGUUUACAGAUGCCUUGCUCCAGCUUGCUCCUGAAAUACCACGUCUUUGCCAUAUUGAGCUGCAGAACAAGUUUGCAGUUUCUAGGAUCUCUAAACUUUACAAGAGCAUCCUAGACUAGAGGUUAUUAGUUCAGCCUUGAGGCUAAGUUUUGAACUACCUAUGACCAGAUGGUUAGCAUGUAGGAAACAGCUAAAGGCCAAAUGGAAUUCUGUCUGCUAACUGCACCCAGACAGCAGAGCAGGCUUUCACUGAAUUGUAGCAUCCUGAGACAUUAUUUCAUAAUCACAAAGGUAGAUCAGGUUUUACUAACUGCAGCAUCUCCUGUUGAAGGCAGUCAACAUGAUUUGUAUGCAAACUUCACUUUCAUUUCCUGUGCAGUUUCUACCCAAAGCAAGUGGCUAUAAAGUAUGAUGUAAAACCCUUUAACCAUUAUUUUAAAAAGUUUUUCCCCAAGUGAAAUGCCACUGCAUUGAACAUAUUAUAAUGGGUUAGAUCCCACUUAUAAUUGGCAAAAAUUAGAGAAUAUGAAACAUACAGAUGGGGUAUUUUUCAACCUUUAAGUGACAUAGAAUAGCUCUAACAUCUCUAGUUUUUUUCCCUGUUGAAAAAAAAAUAUUUGUGAAUAGAACUCAUGUAAAACAGGCACACUGUCUUUGAAAACAGUGUCCCAGCUAAAUGGAAAAAUAUCAAGCAAACGUUUAUAAUCAAACAACUAAUAGGCAGUGAGGUCCUCCUACAAUACCCUUCCUUUCAGUGGCCCCUUUUACAUCUUCCUAAAGUACUCUAAAAUAGGCAGAUACAGAAUUAGAUACUUCAGGGUUUGCCUUUGUUCUUCCUGUGGUUUUGCGUCUUGCUGUAUUUCAAAUUUUUCCUUCUGUUGGAGGAAACUGUUGGAGAAAACCACUGGUGUGUUCUCAAAUCAACACAAACCAAUGUCAAGGAAAACUGGGGAUUUGUCUCUCCAAAUUUCUUCCCACUGAUCCUAGAUGGUCGUAAACAAUGCUCUCGUCAUCUUUAGCUUUUGCUUCUUGAUCCACAGAUUCCAUGUCCCAAAUGUCUCCCUUUGUCAGGACAGUUUUGUUCUCUUUGCUACUGUGUUAUAUCUGGUGGCAGCCAGAAUCCCCUACUCCACCACCCCCCUCCAGCAUUUUGACACUGGCACCCCAGAAUAUUUUCAGAUUGCUGCAGUUAGAAGGGUUUGCACUCUGUUAACAGGAGACACCAACAUGAAUGAAGCCUGAAGUUUCACUGGAGUGUUUGGAGUACAUGUCAGGCCAUGAGAUAGGAAUGUAAGCUUGAAGGGCCUUCUGCUUCCCACCCCAUUUCUAAUCUCUCAGUCAACCUCCUGGUAGAUGAUGCCAAUGUUGUCAGCACAAUAGACAUAGCUUUAUCUUGUCUAGCAUAAUAAUAACUUUAAAAAGUGUUUUUAGGAUUUGAAAAGGUAAUUGUACAUGGUUGAUAAGUAAAGCCAGUUUUUCUGUCACAUGCUAAAUUUUGCAUGCAGAUUGGCUAACUGGAAUAACCAACCAUUUGUGGAUGGACUGUGAAACAGUAUUGAUUUAGAACAGAUUUAUUUCCAAAAAUCAUCUACCAAGAAUACCUUCUUGAAUAUUGCCUUUAGGUGUGUUUUACAACGUAGAUGAGCAGUGGGGUCUAUUUAUUGGCAAUUUCUCUGUUUGUGCAGACACAUACUCCAUCUAUCCGAAAGUGUAACCAAACAGUUCCUGUGAUAUAAGCAUUCUAAAUUUAGAAUUAAGAAGUAGCAACAUAGAUUUGUGAUUUUCUUAGACUGUAGCCAUACUCUAAACUAUGAAAUGGGACCUGACACCAGUAUGUGACAAGUGUUGUUUUCUGUGCACUCAUUUUCUCUGCAUGCCUCUAGGAAGACACUAUGUACAUAGUGACCAUGUAUUUUGUGUCCUUUUGAGUAAGUAGGUUCAAAAGCAAUUACUAAAAUGCCAUUAAGCAUGAAUGUGAUUUUAUGUGCACCAUAUAUAUAUGAAUAUAAAUAUCAGUGUAAACCUGUGCUCAGUAUGUAAGAGUAUGAAUAUAUUUUUAACUGUGCUAAUAUAUGAUACAUGUUGGGAGGAGCUGCCAUAACAUGAUUAUGGUAGUUCAUUUCUCAUAACAUACAUGAGAAACACAAGAUCUCCUAACUCAUACUGUAUAUAUUCUGAGGGGCACAACGCUUAUGACAACUGUGAUGAUCACCAUAAUUAUAACCAUGGCAAGGUAGAGUAAUGUCUAUGAUCAUCUGUAUUGAAGCCCACAGCACUGCUACCUAAGAAGGCAUUACUUUUUGGGUGAUACUUUGAUUUAAAAAAAAAAAAGAUUUGGAAGCUUUUAUCCAGGGUCUCUAGUUAGAAUUGUAUUAUCUGGGGAUUGAGUGGACUCUAAAAAAAAAAAAAAAAAAAAAAAAGCUAAGCUAAUCUGUAUAGUCGUGAGUUCUCUUCAGUAAAGGUUAAAAGAAUAAAAAGUCAGCAGCACAAUGAAAGUUAUAGGUCAUUCUGAACAAAACUGUUAAAACACACAGGGGACAGGAUACUCAGUUCCUUGCAGGUAUGUUUUCUACACUGUCAGGUAAACCUUUGACAUUUGGAAAACUGUGCAAUUACUUUAAAUUGAUGAGAAUCUCUGUAGGAUGAGUAACAAAGCCUAAACAGACCUCCUAGCUGUCUUAAUUCAGUGAGAGAUGUCUGUGUGUAAGACUGAAGCGUGAGCUUUGUCGUUUCACCUAGCACUGGUAGCUGUGAACGCAAGAGUUCCUACGAUUGAAGCCAAUUUUAGAGAAAUAACGGAUAGUUCACCAGAUCCUUUAGUCUUUUCUAAAGAACUCAGUUUGUCUUCUAGAUAAUAAUAGGCCAUCUGUCUAGCUGAUGUGUUUUAAAUUAUGUGGUGCUCUGUAUGUGAAACUUUUAACAAUAUUUUUGAAGUAUAUAUAGUCUAUGCAUCUCUAGCUGUGUAUAUAUACAUACAUGUAAUAAUAUCUGUGUGUGUGGAGAGCAAGAGACAGGAACCUCAAGGAAUCUCCUGUUUAAGACCCGUUAGUACUAGCAGACUGGUGAGACUCCUCAUUCCACUGCUCAAGGGCUUCCCGUGUGGCUCAGCUCAAGGCAUUCAUUUCCUUAUGACCCUUUACCUUUAAAUCCCUUAAACUUUCCCCAUAAUGUUUUCAAUGUACACAAAAAACAACCCACUGUCUUGUACUGACUGCUGCCAAUCUGUGAAAAUGACUCCUCACAAACCAGAAACACUAUAACCUUGUAUGUCUGAUUUCAUAUGUGUACUGCUUUUGUUUCGUGGGCUUGUAUGUGUUCCUCUUCUCUCCCAGUUCUGAAUCAAACUUCAUUUUGCUUUUGUGUGAAUGAUUGAGUACAUAGACGUCAAACCUUGUUUUCUCUGUUGAUUCUUUAACGUGAGCCGGAAUACUUCCCACUGUCGUUUUUACCACUUUGGGGAUUUCUUAAUGCUGGAUUAAUAUGGAUUCUGUGAAUGGGAUUUUUGAAGCAAAUUCCUAAAGCCUGUAUCAUCCUUGAAGGUCAUGUACCUAUUGUGAAAAAAAUGUGAAACUGUAUUUCUGAACCUGAAAUAAAUUAUUACAUUUGAAGGAAUCCCCCAA